UUUGGGGGCGCGGUCAAACACACCGACCUCGGCUAGGAUAUCCGCACCGGCACGGCGGCGCGGCACCGCCUCCCGGAGAAUCGAAGCCGAGCGGGCGGGAGCGCGAUGGAUCUUCUGAAGCGGGAACUGGAGAAGAAGCGGAAGUCGGCGUCGGCGGACUUCGGCGGGAAGAGCUUCGUGCGGCGGUCGGAGCUGGAGCAGAAGCAGCUCCAGAAGCGCCGGGACGAGCAGCGCCAGCUCCUCGCCAAGGCCAGCGCGCCGGCGGCCUCCUCCGAUUCCGCCGCGGGCACAGCGGGCUCCGACCCCAGCAACCCCGACGCCGCGGCCCAGGCGGCGGCGGGGAACCCUAACCCUAGCUCCUCCACCGCCGCCGCCGCCGCCUCCUCGUCGGCCUCCGUCCCGCCCGCCCUCGCGCCGAAGAAGACCACGCAGGAGGAGGCGCUGCUCUCCGAGGAGCGCCGCAUCGACGAGCUCGACCUCCCGCGGCACGAGGUGGUGCGGCGCCUCCGCGUGCUGCGCGAGCCCGUCACGCUUUUCGGGGAGGACGACGACGCCCGCCUCGCGCGCUUCAAGCUCGUGCUCAAGUCCGGCGUCAUCGACGACAUCGACGACCUCGACAUGACCGAGGGGCAGACCAACGACUUCCUCCGCGACAUGAUCGAGAUGCGCAAGCGGCAGAAGUCCGGGAGGGACACCUACGCCAAGGGCAAGGGGAAGCGUGUCGGCGGGGGCGAUGGUGGUGACGGUGGUGCUGCUGGGGACAGUGCGGAUGACGGGGAUGGCAAGGGCAGCGGGGACGAUGCUGAUGCAGACAAGGAUUCCAAGAGGAUGAGGACCAAGUUUGAGGAGCUUUGCAACGAAGACAAGAUUUUGGUGUUCUUCAAGAAGCUGCUUAACGAGUGGAACCAGGAGCUGGAUGAUAUGACGGAGCUGGAGAAGCGGACAGCCAAGGGGAAGUCGAUGGUUGCAACAUUCAAGCAGUGUGCACGGUAUCUCAGCCCCCUGUUCGAGUUCUGCAGGAAGAAGGUUCUUCCUGAUGACAUCCGUCAAGCAUUGCUUGUUAUUGUUGAAUGCUGCAUGAAGCGUGAUUAUUUAGCAGCAAUGGACCAAUACAUCAAGCUGGCCAUUGGGAACGCACCAUGGCCUAUUGGAGUCACUAUGGUUGGUAUCCAUGAGCGUUCUGCUCGAGAGAAGAUUUACACAAACAGUGUUGCUCACAUCAUGAACGAUGAGACCACUCGCAAGUACCUUCAGUCGAUCAAGAGGCUAAUGACCCUUUGCCAGCGGCGUUAUCCAGCAUUGCCCUCAAAAUCAGUGGAGUUCAACAGCCUGGCAAAUGGGAGUGACCUGCAGGCACUUUUGUCAGAGGAGAAUGGGUCGGGUAAAGCUUCUGAGGAAAGGCUCCGGUUGAUGCCCGCAUCGAAAGAGUGAUGCUUUGAAAGAGUGAUGCUUUGAUACACUAGCUUGGAUCAAAAUAUAGUUAGAGAUCUUUGUGUAAUAUCAACUUCAGUCUUCCCUCCUUUUCUUUCUCUGUAUUGUUCUGAUGGAGGGAACAGCAGCUGAGUCAUGGAUGUUAAUCAAAUUGCUUACAACAUGUUAUGCUUACCACUAGAGCUGGUUGAGCAAGUUUUAUAUGCUUAAUUUCAUAAAACCGUGUUUGACUA
Messenger RNA from Setaria italica (foxtail millet), 1664 nucleotides. Its product is annotated as pre-mRNA-splicing factor 18. Gene Ontology annotation, biological process: RNA splicing; generation of catalytic spliceosome for second transesterification step. The record is from RefSeq and is a predicted model, not a curated record. The transcript has 2 exons. Gene Ontology annotation, cellular component: U4/U6 x U5 tri-snRNP complex; U2-type post-spliceosomal complex; U5 snRNP. Lineage: Eukaryota; Viridiplantae; Streptophyta; Magnoliopsida; Poales; Poaceae. Bases 106 to 1431 code for a protein of 441 amino acids.